GCAUCCUGAACGUGGCGGGAGACAAACUGGAAUCAUCGAGGUAAACAAACCGUGAAAUCCGACUGUACGUGGUGACCGAUGAUGAGCAGGUUGCGAUCAGCGAUGCGUCAGAGCAAAAGAGGCGGAGUGGAAGUGAUAGAAUCUGCAAAAACAACGAGGAAGAGGACAAAGACAGCGGUGAAAGAAGAGGAAACCACUGCCUCACCGUCCUCGUACCACACCUUCACUGAUCCUGCUGCUGUGGUGCUGCUGCGCUCGGAGCUCCUGACGUGGUACGACAGGGAGCAGAGGGAGCUGCCAUGGAGGACUCUGGCUGUGACAGAACCAGACCUCAACAUCAGGACAUAUGCAGUCUGGGUUUCAGAAAUCAUGCUGCAGCAGACUCAAGUGGCCACAGUAAUAGAUUACUACAACAAGUGGAUGAAGCGGUGGCCGACUGUUCAGGAUCUGUCAGCUGCCACACUGGAGGAGGUGAACCAGAUGUGGGCGGGUCUCGGAUACUAUUCCAGAGGAAGAAGACUUCACGAAGGAGCUCAGAAGGUCGUGACAGAGCUGAAGGGACAGAUGCCUCUGACAGUUGACAGCCUGCUCAAGGAGUUACCUGGUGUGGGCCGCUACACUGCUGCUGCUGUUGGUUCUAUUGCACUGGGACAGGUAACUGGAGCUGUGGAUGGAAAUGUGAUCCGGGGGCUGUGUCGCCUGAGAGCCAUCGGAGCUGACAGCACCAGUCCUGCAGUAACUGAGGCUCUUUGGGAUCUAGCCAACACACUGGUGGACCCAGACAGACCUGGGGACUUUAACCAGGCCAUGAUGGAGCUGGGGGCCCGAGUGUGUACCCCUAAAGGAGCAGUGUGCAGCCAGUGUCCUGUCCAGUCUCACUGUCACUCGUAUCGCAAGGUGCAGCAAAACUCUAAGAAGCUUCUGGGGAAGCUGGGGGGGAAAACCUCAUCCCUGCCUGAUAUAGAAGAAUGUGUGAUCAGUGGAACAUGUCGGCUCUGUCCCUCGGAGCCGUGGGACAAUGCGUUGGGCGUUCACAACUUCCCCAGGAAGCCGGCAAAGAAGGCGCCCCGGGUGGAGCGAACUCUGACGUGUGUGGUGAUCAGACGUGGUGACGAGGGAGAGGACGAGUACCUGCUCAAACAGAGACCGGACAAAGGGUUGUUGGCAGGCUUGUGGGAGUUUCCUAGUCUUCUGCUGGAGGAGGAGAGUUCUGAGAUGAAACAGAAGAGGGCGCUCUGUGCUGUGAUCAGCAGGAUGCUGGGAACUAGUGUGACUGAGACCCUCCUCCAGCACAUCGGAGACGUGGUUCACAUCUUCUCCCACAUCCACCAGACGUAUGUGGUUCACAUUGUGCGCCUGAAUGACUUAGACACACAAACACACACUGAAAACACACAGUGGCUCAGCAGAGCUGCACUACAGGAAGCUGCCGUGUCCACAGGAGUGAAAAAGAUUGUGAAGCUGUAUGAUUCUGUGGAGAGUCAGAAAGAACAGACCUCUAAGAAUGGAAAGAAGCAAAACGCAACUGGUGUCAAAAAUAACAAGAAGCCACUGCCCUCCAAAAAAGCCAAACUGGGCGCAGAGAGCAGCGGAGGCCGACAGCUCUCGCUCAGCUGCUUCUUCAAAGCAGUGAAAGAGGAAAGUUGAUGGAAUUGGAUGUGAAAGUCCAACAUGGUGCCUUCACAAGUGUAUGAACUCCCCUGUUUCCACAUGAAUGUAUUGUUUUGAUCCCAUCACCGAAUUCUAUCCAAUAAUUUGAAGUGAUACGUUUUUAAAUGGCUUUAUAUUGAGUGUGUAUACAGCUCUUAUAAAUCCCUGUGGGGACUUUUAGUGCAUCAUGUUGAUUUUGAAUGACCUCAUUGCAGAUCAUGUUUUUAUCACCAUAUUAUGAUCAUGCAGACUUUUGCCUUUUCACCUUUAUGAUUAAGAUGUGAACACUUCCUCCACCGCUGAGUGUUGUACAGAGCUCUGCUAGUUCACGGUUGGAGAACAUCAUCAAUGUUGAUGAGAAAAACACUGACAGUAAUUUAGCUGAACAAUGAGACAUAAGAUGAUUUCCUCUGUGUAGCUCAACUAAUCUCUAGUCUCUAAACUCCUCUGACUGUUUACAACACACCCACAACAAUAUCUGUUUAUGAUCCGGUCACAGUAUUAAAUAAAGUUUACGUUUGUGUA
Molecule: messenger RNA, 2175 nt
Organism: Hippoglossus stenolepis (Pacific halibut)
Lineage: Eukaryota; Metazoa; Chordata; Actinopteri; Pleuronectiformes; Pleuronectidae
Gene: mutyh
Product: mutY DNA glycosylase
Exons: 15
Coding region: 79-1647 (522 amino acids)
Biological process (GO): mismatch repair; base-excision repair
Cellular component (GO): nucleus
Molecular function (GO): oxidized purine DNA binding; 8-oxo-7,8-dihydroguanine DNA N-glycosylase activity; purine-specific mismatch base pair DNA N-glycosylase activity
Source: RefSeq, a predicted model, not a curated record